Molecule: messenger RNA, 1008 nt
Organism: Nothobranchius furzeri (turquoise killifish)
Lineage: Eukaryota; Metazoa; Chordata; Actinopteri; Cyprinodontiformes; Nothobranchiidae
Gene: sdf2l1
Product: stromal cell-derived factor 2-like 1
Source: RefSeq, a predicted model, not a curated record
CCAGUGACGUGUCUGCGGGACUCUCCCAGCGCUUGUACCUGCUAGCAGAAGCAGCUGCUGAAGAUGGAGAGCGUUUCCUGCGUCCGUCGCGUUGUCCGCUCGCUGCCGCCGCUGCUGUCGCUGCUGCUGCUGCUGCUGCGCUCCAGCUGCGAGGGGAGAGAGUCGGAGCUCAACUUUGUGACCUGCGGCUCCCUGGUCAAGCUGCUCAACACCAGACACAACGUCCGCCUCCACUCUCACGAUGUCAAGUACGGCUCAGGUAGCGGACAGCAGUCUGUGACCGGGGUGGAGAGCGCCGACGACGCCAACAGCUACUGGCAGAUUCGUGGGAACCCGAAGCGCCAGUGUCAGCGUGGCUCGGCUGUGAAGUGUGGUCAGACGAUUCGCAUCACACACAUGAAGACUGGCCGAAAUCUUCACACACACCACUUCAGCUCCCCCUUGUCUCAUAACCAGGAGGUGAGCGCCUUUGGGGAGCACGGCGAGGGAGACGACCUGGACGUGUGGGCGGUUCAGUGUGAUGGAGACUACUGGGAGCGCGAUGAGGCCGUGCGCUUCAAACACCAGGGUACCGACGUUUUCCUGAGCAUUACAGGCGAGCAGUACGGCAACCCGAUCCGUGGCCAACGAGAGGUCCACGGCAUGAGGUCCCCCAACCAGCACAACUGGUGGCGCACCAUGGAAGGUGUCUUCAUCCAGCCCAGCCAGGAGCUGCUGCAUCAUGAUGAACUCUGACCUCAUCAGCUGGAGACGUGGACCUGGACCAAAUAAAGACUCCUGUUGAGACCUGAGUGCUGUGAUUGGUCUUCCAGCUUCUGUUCCUCCUCUAGAUGUGUGAAUAGGGCUGGUCUGCUGUAAGGACACAGCCUGUUUAAAGCCACUCCACGCUACGGUCACUCUUCUUCUACCAGUUCUGUCAUCCUAAAGGUCGUGUCUGCAUCACUGAUGGUUUGCUUCUGAGCCCAGCUGCUGCUGCCGUUUAGUCAAUAAACCUCCUCCUGAAAGCUG